AUACUCAGAUUAUUUUCGUACCCAAACUACGUGUGAAAUUAAUUUCUUCGACUUACAUCACAAAACAAAAGCAAUGUCAAGUUCGUAAAUGAUAACCAGCUCACGAUUUUAAAGUAAUUGCUCUUUGAAAACAUAUAAAAUUUAUCUAUUGUAAUUUAACAGCGGCCUUGAGUUAAAUAAUAGUGCUGCCAAUCCAUGAUUUAUUAUUUACCUCGACAAAUUUUUUCUCUUGCAAUUAUUUUCCUUGUAACUCACUCGCGAUUGCCGUUUAUAGCAACGCGCAUUUCUAACGAGUAUAAUAAUUUCCAUAAAAGUGAUUAGAUUAUUAAGCGCGGAUGUUAAUUAAAAGUAAAAAACAAUACAUAUUUGUAUAUCGCAAUAUAUUAUAUAAAAUAAUGAAUUGCUGAUAGUCAAAAACGUCGCAAUACGCCUCCUUUUCUCACUAUGUCACCGAUUUUAGAAUAAUAAUAAUAAUAAUAAUAAUUUAAAAAAAUAUCGAGGAUUUAAAUUUAAAUCGACCGAGUGAUUUAAAUAAUUAAUGAUGAUUGUUCAGCCGUCCCUUGGCAUCAUACGAAAUGUAGUCAGCUCCUGAGAUUUCCGGUCCCGCCGGCCCCAUGUGUCCCAUACGUAUUCGUAUCAUAUCAGUAUUAGUAUAAUACGUGCAGCUAUUCACUUCAAGCCUAUGACGUCUACAGCUUUCUUACCAAAAGCAUCCAGAGCCUGACGCAUUGACGUCACCACAUCCUGAGUGAUUUCCCGUCUAAUCUUUCCUUCGACCGCAUGCUUACCGCAGCACUUGCCGCUUUUCUUUAAAAUCUUUUUAUGUCUCUUCGUUAUUAUUUUCUCUUGUAUCGGCGUCACAAUGCCUGGACACUCAAUUGUCCUCGUAAUGUACAACUAUCACGAUGAAAAGUCUCGGAUGACGACAACGGCAACACUUACAGCAGAAAAAGAAGACACGAUUUUUACUCUUAUCGUCGUGGUUAUCGGGGUAAUAGUCGCGAUAAUUAUUCUGUUUUCUAUGGGCGUAUUUUUGGAUUGCAGACAUCAAAAACAUAAUGCGAAUAAUAACAAACCGUUGCGCAUGAAAGCCCCAACGCUGGCGCGCAAAAAGAAGCGAAUGGACGAUGAAAAGUCUCUGGCCUCGGAUAUGUUUCCCAGCGGAUUGACGGAUUACGGAGCGGGAGCCUUAGAUGUAGUAGUUUAAAUAAGAAAAUAUAUGUUUAUAUAUUUAAAUGAAUAUUGUUAAUUAAUAUAUGAGAUAUUAUAUUGGACUUUUUUAUUCCAUUACGAAGUAUGCUAAGUCGGCAUUGUUAUCUUAGCAAAAAAUUAAAAUGUGUUGACGUCAGAGAAAAAAUAGUGAGCUAUUGGAAUUUAUACGGAAUUGAUGAGUCAAUUUGUGGAUGCAAAUAACCCGCGAUAAAACAAUUAGCGGAUUUCGGAUACAUUAUCAUGACUGUGAUAUAAAUUAUAAUUUUUUACGUCAGUUUGCUCAACCGUCAGAAUAAUAAUUAUUAAUUAUACAAACAAUAACAAAGCUAUUGUCUACAGAUUUAAAUCGCUUGUAGAUCUUCAGCGUUAUUUCGAGAUAAUCUUGUUCUUAAAUAAUAUUUAUAGCAACGUGUGCCAUAUAUAUUCACACAGAUUAUAUCUUAAUAAUUAUUUAGCUAACAGAAUU
Molecule: messenger RNA, 1678 nt
Organism: Microplitis demolitor
Lineage: Eukaryota; Metazoa; Arthropoda; Insecta; Hymenoptera; Braconidae
Exons: 3
Coding region: 863-1207 (114 amino acids)
Source: RefSeq, a predicted model, not a curated record